AUGGAGCCGCUCGGAACGCUGCUGCUGCUGCUCUUCUUGGCGACGAGCGGGGCGGAACAGCCGCGGGAUUCCCUGCGGGAAGAGCUGCUGCUCAGCCCGCUCCCGUCGGGGGACGUGGCCGCCACCUUCCAGUUCCGGACGCGCUGGGAUUCCGACUUGCAGCGGGAGGGCGGUAAGGGGCGGGGCCUGUCGCGACAGAGGGUUUUUUUUGGGGGGGGGGAAGCGAAGCAUUAUCUGGAAAGGGGGUCCCUGUGAACCCCGGAGACAGGGCUUCUCCGGCUCCAGUUGGGUGGGUGGUUGGACUACAAUUCCCAUCAGCCCCAGCAAGCAUGUCUAGUAGCAAGAGGUGAUGGGAGUUGUAGUUCCACAAGGUUCCCCCUCACACACCUGAUGCCUUUCCCCUUUGGAAAAGAAUGAAUGAAUGAAUAAAUCCAUCCAUUCUGUUGUGGGUGCUUUGUAGUCGAGGUUCUUUCAUUGCAGGGGGGUUGGACUCUUGGGUUCCUUUCUAACUCUACCAUUCUGGGAUUCUGGCGCAUGAAUACAAGAGCACUCUCCUCUCCCAUGUUUUCCAGCAACAGGUAUCUGGAAGCACUGCUGCCACCGACUGCAGGGGUAGAGAGGAUCAUGUCUAGUAGCCAUUGGGGAGUGGUGGGGACUCUGAACUGCCAGGAGUACAAGCCAGUCUCACUGGGAAAGCAUAAAAGGCCUGAGGUAGUAAAUGGAAAAUGAGUGCAGCAAAGGGUCAAGGAACCCUGAGCAAUAAUAGAUUGAGGGAUAGGCUACUUACUGGGUGACUUGCAUGGGUGCCAGCAGGACUGCAGCAGCAUUCCUCUUCAAUGGAGCAGGAGAAGGGAAAGUGAAUUGGGGAGUGGGGCAGGUGGAGAGGUUGAUGUGAAGCUAUGCUGUUGUAAUGCUCCUAUUUUUUCCCCCUGCUCCCUACAGUCUCUCAUUACCGGCUAUUCCCCAAAGCCCUUGGCCAGCUCAUUUCCAAGUACUCGGUGCGCGAACUGCAUCUCUCCCUCACUCAGGGCUUCUGGCGGACACGGAGCUGGGGACAGCCUUACUUGCAAGCUCCGGCUGGGGCUGAGCUCUGGGUUUGGUUUCAGGAGUCUGUCUCUGAGUAAGUAAGCCUGAGCUGAUUUUACUUGAUUGAAGGGGUCUCAGGUAAAUCAUAAGAAGGCUGUUGCAUUCUACUUUUCUCGCCUGCCCACCUCCUCAUGGCAUAAGUGCAUAAACAAGAUAAAUUUCAAAGGUCCAUUCCAUGAAGGCAAUCAUAUGGUUUAAAUGAGCGGACGUUGUUCCUUCACUUUCAAAUUCUGAUGUCUCUUGGGUCUUUCCUUUGCAUUGAACAAUUUUGCCAAAGGCUGCCAAGGCCCACUGGGACAUCCCAACACCUAAAUCAGUGGUAGCCUCUAGAAGGGCCAUAGUUCUUCUCCCUUGCUGUUUCAUCAGAAUAGGCAUGAGGUGGUGGUCUCUGGACCCUGGGGUGCCAAUUGUAGCCCUCUAAGCUUCUCUGUCUGGCUCUCAGGACUCUCCGUGCCAAACAGCCAAUUUUCAGGCCAUACCCCUCACAGUCCUUGCUUCACAGCCUCUUUGACUGAUUUUUGCCAGACUGGAAUGUGCUCUUGGAGUCUGAUAAUACCUCUUGCUUGCUUGGGUGAAGGAAACAGUGCUGUGUAGAAAGUUUCCCAUGAUGCAAAGGUAAAAUGUGUGUCCGUUUCUCUGUCCACGUUUGCCUCUGGCCCCACCCACAAGUAUGUGGCCCCCAGAAGGGUUCCCAUUCCUGGAGUAGGCCAUCAGGUGCUAGAUGGUGCUUGUAGCUGUGGGUUGUGAACACGGCUCAUUUCCAUUUACAGUGGUACCUUGGGUUACGAACUUAAUUCAUUCUGGAGGUCCGUUCUUAACCUGAAACCGUUCUUAACCUGAGGCACACUUUUGCUAAAGGGGUCUCCCGCUGCUGCCACGCGAUUUCUGUUCUCACCCUGGGGCAAAGUUCUCAACCCGAGGUACUACUUCCAGGUUAGUGGAGUUUGUAACCCAAAGUGUUUGUAAUCCGAAAUGUUUGUAACCUAAGGUACCAUUGUACAGUGGUGCCUCGCAAGACGAAAUUAAUCCGUUCCGCGGGAGUCUUCGUCUAGCGGUUUUUUCGUCUUGCGAAGCAAGCCCAUUGACGGAUUAGCGCUAUUAGCGCUAUUAGCGGUUUAGCGGCUAUUAAAGGCUUAAAGGCUUAGGGGAUUAGCUGCUAAAAGGCUAUUAAAGGCUAUUAAAGGCUUAGCAGAUUAGAUAAAGGGGGGGAAAAGCGAAAAAAAUCUCAAGACUCGCAAGGUAUUUUCGUCUUGCGAAGCAAGCCCAUAGGGGAAUUCGUCCUGCGAAGCAACUUCAAAACGGAAAACCCUUUCGUCUAGCGGUUUUUCCGUCUUGCGAGGCAUUCGUCUUGCGGGGCACCACUGUACUAGCUCUACCGUGCUAAUGUAGUACUGAAGCAAAGCCUGAGCUAUUCAUUAUUUUAUUUUAUUUUGAAUUUUAUAGAAAGCAUCUCCUGCCACUAGAAUGGCACCUGAAGUGAUGUACAACUGCAAGCACGGUCUAUGACUUGAAAACACAUUUGCUUUCCAAAUGGCAUCUUGCAAGUUUCAGGCAAAUCAUUCACAGUAAAUGUGUAUAUUUUUCAUUUUCAGCGUUGACAAAGCUUGGAAAGAUCUCAGCAACAUCCUCUCAGGAAUAUUCUGUGCCUCUCUGAACUUCAUUGAUUCCACCAACACUGUUGUUCCAACAGCAUCCUUCAAACCUCUGGGAUUGGCAAAUGGUAAGAGAUUGGGCUAUUCUGGCCUGGAAGGGCUUGUUUUGCAAGAAGGGGCACUGCUAAAUUGCAGCUGGUUCUAGAUACUUAAAUGACAAAUGGUUGUGUCCAGUGUAGCACUUAAGUUGUCCCAUCAGUGCAAUGAUAUUUCCCCCCCUCUACCCCCUGUGCACCACCUAAAUAUUUUCUCUGGGUUCCCAAACCCUCUGGCACAGAUUUGGUGAGAGUGCAGGGUGCAUGCAGGGGAAGGAGAGAGAAAAGUCACAUUGUACAAGUGGGAAUCCUUGUGUUGUUGGCAUGUAUUAGUUGGUGAAAUUAAAGGGAGACCGGAACUUCUUAGAAACACCCAAGUAUCUUGUAGCAGCUUAAAAAUUAACAAAUGUAUUAUGGCAUAAGAUUUUCAAAAAGUUUUGGGGGUGCUGAAAGGCUCGACAUUUUUGGAACGUCUGCCCAUCUCCUUGUUCGUUAUUCUGAUUAGGGUUGCUGGUUUUGUAAUUAAUCUGUGUUUCUUGAGAGCAUUGUAAGGAUUGUUUGGGCUGACUGGGUAAUAAGAAUUAAUUGGAAUUGGGCCAAUGCCAUAGGUUUUGACUUAGUUUUUAAAUGUGUUUAUUGAUUCUCUUUGACUGUUUUGUUUAUAUUACUUUGAACCAUUAGGAUAGCACAGACAAUAAUUCAAUAAAUAAGUGGUUUGUGUGAUUAUAAUACCUAGCUUUUAAUAGUAGAAUCAAAGAAUUGUAGAGUUGGAAGGGACCAUGAGGGUCAUCUAGUCCAACCCCCUGCAAAGCGGGAAUCUCUUGCCCGACGUGUGGCUCAAACUCACAACCCUGAGAUUAAGAGUCUCACACUCUACAGUAGUUCCAAGUAUUCCACGCUUGUGACCUCAGUAAUCCUUAAAGGAAUUCAAUCUAGUAGUAGUACCCUUUACGUCAGAUGCCUGCUUUUCUUAAGGCUAGCUAGUGAAUUCAUGGCGGAGGCAAGAUCUGAAGGCAGAUGAUUUCUAGAAGCUGACUUCCAUCAUCAUAUUGAGAGCAUUUUAUUUUAUUUUAAAUUUUAUAUACCACCAAUGGGCACCCAAUCACUUCCUGGAAUUCAUCAUGCUGGCUGGGGCUGAUGGAAAUUUCAGCAACAUCAAGAGGAGGAGGGCCACAUGUUCUAACCCUUCCCCUCCCUCCUUCAGUUACAGACCACCAUUUCCUACGAUAUGCCGUCCUUCCCCGUGAAGUUGUCUGCACUGAGAACCUCACACCCUGGAAGAAGCUGCUGCCAUGCAGCUCAAAGGUGAGGCACAUUCCUGUGAUCAUGCAGGUGGAGCCUUGAACCAACCUGUGUCAUUGCUCUGGAUUCCCUCAUCCUAGCCCCCCCCCCCAAGCUUGCACAUCUGAAGCUUUGGGACCUUGUUCUCAAUUGGAGCAAGUACUCUGGAGGAGAGUGAACUACGUGCGCACUGUUGCAUGGUGCUUGUGCUUGUUUCUAGCUAUUGUCGUUUAGUUGUGUCCGACUCUUCGUGACCCCAUGGACCAGAGCACGCCAGGCACUCCUGCCUUUCACUGCCUCCUGCAGUUUGGUCAAACUCAUGCUGGUAGCUUCGAGAACACUGUCCAACCAUCUCGUCCUCUGUCAUCCCCUUCUCCUUGUGCCCUCAAUCUUUCCCAACAUCAGGGAGUCUUCUCUUCUCAUGAGGUGGCCAAAGUAUUGGAGCCUCAGCUUCACGAUCUGUCCUUCCAGUGAGCACUCAGGGCUGAUUUCCUUCAGAAUGGAUAGGUUUGAUCUUCUUGCAGUCCAUGGGACUCUCAAGAGUCUCCUCCGGCACCAUAAUUCAAAAGCAUCAAUUCUUCAGCGAUCAGUCUUCUUUAUGGUCCAGCUCUCACUUCCAUACAUCACUACUGGGAAAACCAUAGCUUUAACUAUACAGACCUUUGUUGACAAGGUGAUGUCUCUGCUAUUUAGGAUGCUGUCUAGGUUUGUCAUUGCUUUUCUCCCAAGAAGCAGGUGUCUUUUAAUUUCGUGACUGCUGUCACCAUCUGCAGUGAUCAUGUUCUGUACUACGGAGCAAAAGUUCAGCCGUAUUUUCUUUUUUCUUCCCAGGCUGGCCUGGCUGUUCUGCUGAAGGCUGAGCGCUUGUUCCACAGCAGUUACCACUCCCAAGCUGUGCACAUCCGCCCCAUUUGCAGGGUGAGUCCUUGAAGGAUUUGGUGUUGUGUCAUAAAUUGGUGGAAAGAGCUGGAGACAGGAUCCCCAAUCACCUAUGAUCUGCCAAAACCUAUGAUCACAUUUCACAAGCCUUACCUUAGAGCAGGCAUCUGCAAACUCAGCCCUCCAGAUGUUUUGGGAUUACAACUCCCAUCAUCCCUAGCUAACAGGACCAGUGGUCAGGGAUGAUGGGAAUUGUAGUCCCAAAACAUCUGGAGGGCCGAGUUUGGGGGUGCCUGCCUUAGAGCUGCCCUUGCUCCUGCCAUUUCUGAUGCUUUGUCCUUCUCUCUCAGGAUGCCUCGUGCUUGAGCAUGUCCUGGGAGCUCAGACAGACCCUCACGGUUGUCUUUGAUUCCUUUGCCAGCGGCCAUGGAAAGAAAGGUAACUCAAAUCGCCCUGCAGCACGUCACCACUCUGCUAUGGUUACAGCGGUUUAUUCACUUCUUAAUAAUGACCUUUGUGCCAUUCUCCCACCAGAUUGGUCUCUCUUCAAGAUCUUCUCCCGCACUCUUACUGAAGCGUGCCCACUGGCGUCUCAAAGCAAAGUCUACGUUGACAUUUCCAGUAAAGGCCAGGUAACCUGUCCUUUCCCCAGUAACCUUGCAAUAGGACUAGGACAUCAGGACUUUUAGGAGAUGCCCACCUUACUCAGAGCUCUCUCUGGGUGAACGAAGCUUGAUGGAAACCCCAGAUGUAACUGAGCGGAAUACAUCAUACCUCAAGUUACAGCCGCUUCAGGUUGUGUUUUUUCAGGUUGCGGACCGCCGAAACCCAGAAGUACCGGAACGUGUUACUUCCGGGUUUCGGCGGUCAUGCAUGCUCAGAAGCACUAAAUCACGCUUUGCACAUGCGCAGAAGCGCCAAAUUGCAACCCGUGCGUGCGCAGGCGCGUUGCUGCGGGUUGCGGAUAUGCAUCCCACACGGAUCACGUUCGCAACCCGAGCGUUCACUGUAUAUAUAAUCAAGAGGAUUUAACCAGAUGCUUACAGUUCUUUAGGUGCUUUGUGUCUCCAGUUAUAUUACAGAGUCUUGAGAGUAGAGGGUUGCUCAAAUAAUCUCCAUGUGUAUAGCCAAUGCAUGGAAUUGGACCCCCACCCCACUGGCUAUACCCUCAAACAACAGUGAUUGGGAGGAGAAACUACAUGCCUGCAUCCGUAAGCAUGUAGGUUCUUCACCUAAUUAGGAACCCUCUGCAAUUGUGAAUAUAGCUUUAUAUAGGCUUACUUUUCAGUUGUUGUGCUGGGUGCACAGAUUGCUUCUUUCUCGGUGAUAUCCAGUGUUAGUUAUACUCAAGAGUAGAUCCAUUGAAAUAAAUGGAUUUUAUUUCGCCACCCUGGGCUCCUUUUGCAGGGAAGGGUGGGAUAUCGCCCUCUGCUUUUCAAAGUAUGUUGUAAUGCGGUCUGCAGAGAUGUUUUUAUCCUGUAAAACAGGCCAGAAAGCUUUUAAAUAAAUAUGAGAAUUGGGGCCAGUUGAAGGUAGUCUCCCCCACGUACCCUGCCCCCGUGCUGAAUAUACACAAAAAUAUGACAUAGAUGGGCUGGUUAUCUUUUUGAUGGCUAAUAAUGAUUUUGCUUUAUUUUGUUUAUGUUUCCAGGAGAAAGAGUUACUUGAAGUUUCCCCAGCUCCUUUGUCUGUACAUGAAGCAUCCGUCCAAGGAGACAGGAGAACAUACGCAGUCUAUGAUCUCCUGAACCCAGGACUUUUUAAUGGCUCUCGCAGCCUCAAUGUGCAACUAAAAUGGAAGCGCCCUCAGGAUGGCUGUGAGUUAUCAAUGGCUUUCCUGUCUCUAAUGUGUUGUCCUCUCUUAGAUCACUAGAAAAUGGACACUUUUUGAAUGCGAGAGACUCGUGCUGUGCAUCAUUUAAGCUUAUUCAUUUAUAAACCGGGACACAUCUAGUGGUAGUCACAGCAGAAAAAUAGUACAGCUACUUUUCUGCUGGGACUGCUACCAGACUUGUCUUAGUUCAGAACUCACAUUAUCUCAGGGAUAAUAUUCUUGCAUUUGGUGGUGCUCCGGUAGUUUGACUCCUAACCUGGUUUCAUUUCCUUCCUGCAGUGGAUCUGGCAGUACCUGUGCUCCAUGCCCAGCGCUAUGUGAGUGGCUAUGGCCUUGAGACAGGAGAAAUCAGCACCCUAAUCUAUAACACACACCCAUACAGAGCUUUCCCUGUGCUUCUGCUGGAGACUGUGCCCUGGUAUCUGCGACUCUACAUCCACACGCUGACCAUUAUCACCAAGGGCAAGGAAAACAAACCAAGUAAGAAGGAGCCUCCUAGUAAUACUUCAUUUCCCAACCUGAUGCCCUCCGGAUGUUUGAGACGGCAACUUCCACCAGCCCCAGACAACAUUGCAGUGAAGAGCUUCUGCGUGUCAGUGCAGGCAGCUUUCUGUGUUCCAGUACAUGUACUGGAUCAUGUUCUAAGUUGAUAUGCCAAGGAAAUGGAGCAGAUUCAGAAAGGGAGGCCUGAGCUGAAAAGCAUGAAGUUUUGCCUUCAUAUCUAUACCCCUUAAGGAUAUGCAUAUAUAUCUAUAUCCCUUAAGGAGCAUCUCUUAAGUACAUCUGGCAUUACCUAUGCAUUUCUCAACAACUGGAUAUGUAGGCUAGCCAUAGUAAUUUGCUUUUUCUAUGUGUUCAGUGAUUUGGCUUGCUGAGCUCCAAAGCCCAUCCCCACCCCCCUUUUGAUGCAGUUUAUCAAUAACCUAUGUAAUAAUAAUAAUGAAUUAUUUAUAUCUCGCCCUCCUCAGCUGAAGCCGGGCUCAGAGCGGCUAACAACAAUAAAAGUAACACAGUUUACAUAAAAUCACAAUCAAUUAAUUGAAAUGCAUUCUAAAAUCAAUUCAUUCUAAAAUCAAUUCAAAAUCAAAUUAAUGGCAACCAUUGGGCUAGAGUUCUUUGUGGAUUACCGAAGGAGGGGUCAGACUGUGCCUUGGCCAAAGGCCUGGUGGAACAGCUCUGUCUUGCAGGCCUUGCAGAAAGAUGUCAAGGUCCCGCAGGGCCCUAGUCUCUUGUGACAGAGCGUUCCACCAUGGAACUGAGCUGAAAAAACUGAGCUGGCUCUGGUUGAGGCCAGCCUAACCUCCCUGUGGCCCGGGAUCUCCAAGAUGUUUUUAAUUUGAAGAAAGUAAGGUCCUCCAUGGGACAUACCAGAAGAGGUGAUCCCGUAGGUACAAGGGUCCUAGGCCGUAUAGGGCUUUAAACCAGCACCUUAAACCUGAUCCUGUACUCCACCAGGAGCCAGUGCAGCUGGUAUAGCGCUGGGUGAAUGUGAUCUCGCAGUGAGGACCCCAUAAGGAGUCUCGCUGCGACAUUCUGCACCCGCUGGAGUUUCUGGGUCAGUCUCAAGGUCAGCCCCACGUAGAGUGAGUUACAAUAAUCAAGUCUGGAGGUGACCGUCGCGUGGAUCACAGUGGCUAGGUCAGGGCGAGAGUGGUAAGGAGCCAAAGCUUAGCAUGAUAAUAUACCAUGGUAGGGAUGUAGUAGCAGAAAUGUGUAUUUGGAAGGCUUUGUGUAAUCCGUAAAUGUUUGACUUCCUUAAAAGGAAAUUAGUUUUACUGGCAGCAUUUGCAGUCACUUCUCAAGGAGAAGUGAAGCAUGUUACCCUGUUGAUGGUUUCUUAUAUUAUUUGUUCACUUCUGUGUGCUUUCCCGAGGUUCUGAGAGCCCCACGCUAUGUAUAUUUAUUCAAAAGAAGGUCCCAUUUUAUAUAGUGGGUGUGCAUAGGAUUGCAGCUCUGGACGCGGGUGGCGCUGUGGGUUAAACCACAGAGCCUAGGACUUGCUGAUCAGAAGGUCGGCAGUUCGAAUCCCCGGGGUGAGCUACCGUUGCUCGGUCCCAACUCCUGCCAACCUAGCAGUUCAAAAGCACAUCAAAGUGCAAGUAGAUAAAUAGGUACCACUCCAGCGGGAAGGUAAACGGCAUUUCCGUGCACUGCUCUGGUUCGCCAGAAGCGGCUUAGUCAUGCUGGCCACGUGACCCGGUAGCUGUACGCCAGCUCCCGGCCAAUAAAGCGAGAUGAGCGCCACAACCCCAGAGUCGGCCACGACUGGACCUAAUGGUCAGGGGUCCCUUUACCUUUACCUUUCCAUAGAAUUCAGUGGGGCUUUCUCCCAGGUAAGUGGAUAUAGGACAAGGGUUCCCUGCUAUUAACCCUGCUGAGGCCCCUGCAUUAGCUGUUAAGCAGGGAGCUUCUGACAGAGAAAAGGGGCAUUGAUGCUGUGCAAAGCUUGCAGCUGCAGCUCCUUUCUCUGCAAAAGCUGCUGCAAAAAAAGUAGAGGGGGGGGGGGAAAUGCUUCAGCAGAAAGGUAGGCCUUUGUUCCUUGCAAAUGUGCAAAAAGUGGCCUUGCAGCUUGCAGUUGCACGCUUACAAUUUUGAGGAUGCAAUUGCAUUUUAAAACUUAAAGCUAUGAAUAGCUGAAAGGCUAUGCUUGCAGUUGAGCUGCGCAUUGAGUAAUUUGCAUUCUUCUGCUAGGAUUCCUGAGAUCUUCCUGCCUUUUUCACAGUCAGAACUAAUAAAAGGUGCUAUAGAGCUGCUUCUUCUUUUUAAAUAAACUUUGGUUAAAAUAACAACAGAAGGAAAAUGGAAGGUGAAACUUGAGUGGUUAUGAAUUAUAUAUGUCUCUGUUCCCAUGGGAAAUGGCUGUGUGUUUGUGAGAGAUUGUAGAUGGAUCUGGCCUCAUCCACCACUGGAAUGCAGCUUUUAUUGGUAAUGCUGCCUUUGGCCAAAAAAGGUUCCCCGCAUUUCAUAUACGGGACUACAGUUUUUACAUACAGUAUUCUGACUGAUCUCAGUGCGUAAGAGCUCGUAUUCCAAACAAGAGAAAUGGAGGCGUUUGGAGAAAUAUUUUGUGAUCCAAGUUUGUUUUCCUCCCCAGAGUUGCUGGGGAGAUCAGUCAGGCCUAAGUUAAGAGUGUUCCUCAGGGCAUUAUGUAAACAUUAAGGGAGGGUUUUAUUUAUUCAUGUUGACCCAAGUGGUGUGCGAUGAUACCAUGUCUUUGGUGCUAGGUUACAUCCACUAUCAGCCAGCUCAGGACCGACAGCGGCCCCAUCUCUUGGAAAUGCUGAUUCAGCUGCCGGCAAACUCUGUCACAAAGAUCACCAUCCAGUUUGAGAGAGCCUUGCUGAAGUGGACAGAAUACACUCCUGACCCCAACCAUGGGUUUUAUGUGAGGUAAGGCUGCAGCUGUCCUCGAGCCACUCGCCAUCAGUGUUUGUCGGCCUUGGGUUUGUCUGUGUUGCAUCCCUUGUGACCAGGUUCAUAAACCCCCUCUCCUCCAAGAGGGACCCAUGAAGGGAUGGGAAACCUAUAUGGCUCUCCAAAUGUGGUUGGACUCCAGCUCCCAUCAGCCCCAACCAGCAUGACGAGCAGCUGGAGAUGAUGGAAACUGGGAGCCCAGCAGCUUUUAAAGGACCACAGAUUCUCCAUCCUUGGGCCGAAGCUCCAAGUAAUCUCUUUUUGUUUGGUUUGUAGCCCAUCUGUUCUGAGUGCCCUAGUGCCCAGUGUCAUUGCGAUGAAAGAGGAAGAUGAAGAUCAAAGUCCACUCUUUGCUUCACUGUGAGUGCAUUUGAUGACUGCAGAACAGAGAAGGGUGGGAAUGAGAUGUGUGAGAUUGUUAUUGUACUUCUGUUGAUUAUUGGAAACUGCUUCAUACCAGACGUUUCAGAUUAACCUAGCAAAGGCUGUAGCUAGACCAGCAUGACAGAAGUCUGUGCAAACAUAGAUAUCAAAGACUUUUCAUGAACUGUUUUCAGAAAUUACAACCUUGGUUAAUCUGAAAUUUAGUUCUGAACUGAAUGUAUAUUUUUAGCAGAUUCAAGAAGUAAAUUAUUUGGCUGCCUCUACACUGGCAUUUACUGUGAAAUAGCCAUGCUUUGCUGAUCUGCAUUUUACAGGGCAACCACAUGAUGUCAUGAACAAAACACCCUCUUCACAUUUUUCCUUGUUCGGUUUGUUCUCCCACCCCUACUUUAAAAAUUGUAUUGCUUUCUCCCCCCCCCCUUUCAAAUCAAGCACUCAGCAGAGUAGCUGUGCAAUUUCCCCAGGUGUAAAUGGGUUAUCACACUUCUAAUCUAGCAUGUCUGUUUUGUUUCUUUUUCUUCCCUAAACUGCAGCAGGGGAGGCAAUCAUGAUUUGAAGUGCAGUGAAAGGGCAGGAAAGGUAGCGUUUAACCCUUUCACAACAAACAGUGGUCUCAAUGAAAAUCUCCCUUCCCGCCCUGGACAUUCAUUGCUGCGGAAAAGGAGACUGCCCACCGGGGACUCAGCUACAUUAGUUAAAAUAUAGCGUUAUAAAUGCAUUAUGAAACCAGAUGGCACAGUAGAGCUGAAAUCACAACUCAAAUGAUAUUUUCAAUUGUGAACUUUGCAACGGUUUUUUGCAGAGCAUUUUUAUAGCUGUGUAGAUCUAGCCUUGGAGUGUCAGAAAUCUGGAAACAGAGUUGCUGUUAUACUUCCAACUUAAAACCAAAUAACAGUGAUCAGUUAGUGCUGAUUUUGUAAGCAACUUUUGGAUUCAAAUAGUGUUACUGUUGUGGUAAGUUUAAGGUUGUAAGGUUGCAUGAGACAGAGGCAUUAGCCGAAGUUGCAAGAUAUUGGACUUCUGCAUACUGCAUUGCAAUGAAGGCUCAUCUUCAGACCUCUCCACAAGUAUGGGAUGCAUGGAAAUGGGUGUGUAUGCACAUGUAGUUUUGCAGGGGAAUCUGCAUAGAGGGAAUUGCAGAAGACGGAGAACCAGUUGAGUUCUUCAUGUGGCACAGUGUCUACGGGGCGUUGCUUAUUUGAAAAGCACUUGCGCAUCGAAACCUUUCACAUGAAUAUUCCGUUUGUGAUUUGCAAUUUGAGGCUGCCCUCAAAGAUGUGGCACUCCUUCACUCUUGCCUAAUCUCCUGAUCUGAUAUGCUUGGAGACAAGGGUGGUAACACAUCAUUAUCUGAAUCAGCCCUUUGAGCUCUGCUGAUCUCCUCCUUCCUUCUCCCCAGGUUUCCUUCCUUGGACGGCUCCAGCUACUUUGUGCGCCUCUACACAGAACCGCUGCUGGUGAACCUGCCGACGCCAGACUUCAGCAUGCCGUAUAAUGUCAUUUGCUUGACCUGCACAGUGGUAGCUGUUUGCUAUGGCUCCUUCUAUAACUUGCUGACCAGAACCUUCCAUGUAGAAGAACCUAACAGGGGAGGCUUAGCCAAGCGACUGGCGAACAUAAUCCGUAAAAUGAGAGGCGUCCCACUUCUUUGAGGGCAGGCGAUGCAGCCGCUUCUUCAAGGACCUCUACUGCCAAGACUUGCUGGGACAAAGCUGCAAGAGGAUAGGUGGGUUUAAGGCAGAUGUAACACCUGUUUUGCCCUCUAGUUCCUUCACAGCCAAUAAAUCUGCUGUUUGUGCCUGCCUGCCACCAGCAAGGGAAGCAAUCACUGGUACUGGGACUGCAAGAGCAAAAUGCCCAAGGAUGAAGCUUGCUAAUUUAAGGGGAACUUCCAUUUGCCGGAAAAACACUGAAAAAUAAACAUGACCUGUUUCUGAACUAUGAUCACCUUGGCCUUGCUCAAACACGAGAGCCUGCACCACUUAACUCACCAACCUGUUUUUCAUUUUCUUCCACAGCAACUGAUUGCUGUGCUAAUUAUCAUUUUUUGAGCUGCCGUUUAAUGGAUGUAGUUGGAACGCUGAACCUUUGUUCAGGUCAGAGAAAAAAAGCUUGCAGAAAAAAUGCUUGGGGAAAUGGCAAAACUGAAGGCAACUAGAGAGAGUGCAACAGAGAGAAUAAAUAGCAUUUUAGGCCUCAGACUAUCUAAUUUUAGCAUGCUGUCUCUUGCUGUUUUGGAGAAGAGAGUAAGUGAGGAUAGGAGGCAGCUAUGAUUGAGAAAAUUGCUAGGGGGGGUUCAUUUGGGACUGUGGGGUUUGGGGUGGUCAGGCUGGGCACAGGGGACACUAUGAAAUAAAAGGGAAACCAUGCUGUGUGAGUCGAUGCCAAUUUGAUUUGCGUUCGUAUCUGCUGGUGAUGGGAAUAACCACUGUUUGCUGCAUAAGAGAGGAAGAAGACAAAAAAACCCAACUGUCAGAGAUGGAUAAGGAAUUCAAUAAAUAAAUGCUGUGUGGUGAUUAUGUCUUCCGUAACACAGGUUUUAAUCAGCUUUGUACAGUGGUGCCUCGCAAGACGAAAUUAAUCCGUUCCGCGAGAGUCUUCGUCUAGCGGUUUUUUCGUCUUGCGAAGCAAGCCCAUUGACGGAUUAGCGCUAUUAGCGCUAUUAGCGGUUUAGCGGCUAUUAAAGGCUUAAAGGCUUAGGGGAUUAGCUGCUAAAAGGCUAUUAAAGGCUAUUAAAGGCUUAGCAGAUUAGAUAAAGGGGGAAAGCGAAAAAAAUCUCAAGACUCGCAAGAUAUUUUCGUCUUGCGAAGCAAGCCCAUAGGGGAAUUCGUCCUGCGAAGCAACUUCAAAACGGAAAACCCUUUCGUCUAGCGGUUUUUCCGUCUUGCGAGGCAUUCGUCUUGCGGGGCACCACUGUACUUAACAUGUCUCCUGGUAGCUAUAGGUAGCUAGGUAUUCCAUGCAGGUGAAUGCAUAAAAUUCCAUUCAGGUAAGUUAAUGGGCCAGCACUGGUGGAGGAAAAACAGAGAGCCUCACACCUCCAAUUUGCUUUCUGUGCAAAUUGUGUCAGAUGUGUCAGGAUAGUGUCAGAUGAUGACGGGGUAACAGGACUUAGUGAACUGGGGGUGGCAGACAGAAGUCAAGAAUCGGCAGAAGAUAAAGCAGGUGAGUGGGAAGAGGGAGGCCAAGAGACAGAGAUGAGUCAGGCUGGUGAAGAGUCACAAGUAUCUCCCCCUCCUGCGACACACUGCCCACCUGUCUCCCAGAACCAGGAGAGGGCUGAAAUGGUUUGAGCAGCGAUAGGCUGCGUGUAGGCGCAGUCUCUGAUUGCUUGGGAAAACCCCUGGAGAGGAGGAGAGGGGACUUAAAAGAGCUGUGGGAAGGUGGGAACUUUCAGUCUCAGCAACUGAUUUCAUGGAGGAAGACCACUGGGAAUGAGCUGUUGUGCUGACACUUAGCCAAGUCUGUGGAGAUUGUGGUUUUGUUUUGUUUUGGUAAUAAAAAGUUAACUCCUUUGUGAACUGUGUGAUAACUAACUGGCACACUGUGACAUAUAGCAAACCCAUUCAUGACUCUUGAAAUGGUUUGAAAACCAAGGCUUCCUGUACUCAAUCAGAAGUCAUGUCAGAUGUUUGGCUUCCAAAAAACGUUCGCAAACAGGAACACUCACUUCCGGGUUUGCGUUCGGGAGCCAAAAUGUCCGAGUACCAAGGCGUUUGAGAACCAAGGUACAACUAUCUCUGAUUUAAUGCCUUUUUUCUGCUCUUUUUCCAGUUGUGUGCAGUGUCUCCUCCUAACCAGCAGGUGUUCCUAAAUCACUAUCAUACGUAGCAUUUGUGGAACACAGGAAACUGCUUUAUACGAAGUCUGACUUGCUGCAUCUUUCUCAGCAUUCUGUUGUACACCGGCAGUGACUAUUAAGGAUUUAAGAGAAGGAUUUUUACCAACCUUACCUGUACCUGACAGGGGUUCAACCUGUGUCCUUCUGCAUGCAAAGCAUCUGCUCUAGCACUGACCUAUAGCCCUUCCCCAUUCCUAUUGUUUUCCACCAUAAAUAUAUAUUUAUCUUGGGGACUCUUAACAUUUUUUAGCACAUGCAUUUUACAAUCCAGCUAGUAUUCAUGCACAACGCUGAUGAAGUGCAUGCAUACCACUGAGUUCAAUGGAACCUACUCACAGGGAAGUGUGUAGGUUUGCAGCAUUAGGCUGUGCAGAAAUGUUGCAAGACUUGAAUGUCCAUGUCUUUUGCCAUGGUGAAGAUUCAGCAGUCUGGAAAAGGCAAAUCUGAUUGAGUGCUCCUAGCUGACUGACAGAAAGGUACCCUGCUGUGUGUUUUAUUAUACUGACUGACCUGGGGUGGAAUAUUGCACUAUUUUCAACGCCAUCUGCUUUCAUUGCCAUCGCCCUGUUGCAGAUCAAGCAGGUGCUGCCUGUGGUCUCUACUGUGCUGAUCUGGAGCUGCUGAGUAGCCUAAAAUCAACAACUAUCGCCUGAAGGCUUCUCGCAUUGCAUAAACAUGCCCUCACUGCAGGUGUAUUGGUGUUACCUUAGCUGCUGACAUCAGCAUUCUUGUCUGAUGGCAGAGGCAGCAAAAAUAUUUAGCUCGUCUAUAUGAUGCACAAUGAUGGUAGCUUUUCUCACAUGCUUUUUGCAACCUGACUUGCAAGCAUACAAUAAAAAUAGGUUUUUUAAACAUGCGGGGGGGUGGGGGGGUGGAAACACACCAGAGGCAGAAAAACCUUAAAAAUUAAAAUUCAGCCAGUUUGAGAAGUUUACUGAAACCUAAAUGUCUUCCAAUUGCUUCUGAAAACUAUAUACAGUACAGCGGGUACCCGUUGCAUCUCAAAAGGGGAUGCUGUUCUACAAAACCGGGAACAGGAAAUCAUGGGUCCACGCUCUCUCGCUUAUAGACACGGGUGUGAGGGAGCGUUUGCAGCACUCCAGACUGCAGAUACCGCGUUUCCCAUUGCUUCCCGCUUCAAAAAGCUUCAGCAACCAGAACAGGAGCGCGCCAGACAGAGAGAGGGCUUGGUUAGAACUGUGUCGAUUCACUUUUUUUUUUUGCAAGGUGGUUGUUUUUUUUUGGCACAGACAACAGAAGCAUUCAAAAGUAGAUGAUGCGGCUACGAGAGGAAAAGAUCAACAUAUGUGUCAGGGAACUGACUUCGGAGCUAGAGGCGGAGGGAAGGCUCUCAAAUGAUGCUGGAGAAGGGCCCAGCAGGGAGAGAGGCAGCUCAGCAGAUGGGGAAGCAAUUCAGCGCAACACCAGGAAUAAAGAGGGGCAGAUGGGGGAAUCGGCGAGAGGGCUCCCAGACUAUUCACUGGACACCAGCGGGGAGAGCACGGGUCCUCCGCUACCCACGCCCUCCCUGCGCAGAAGAUUUCCAUGCAGAGAGAGUAGGAGGAGACUGGGUGUCAAACAACUUUUAUGUUGGAAAAGGUUUAAGAAACGCUCACUGACGGAUUCUGCUAGUGACUGAGGCAGCCACGAAGUGAAGGGCUGUCCAGACUGAAAGGUUUAACAAGGCAACAAAGCCAGGAGAGGCGGCAACUUACGCACGAGCAACCCAUACUCUUUACAAUAUGUUUGCAACAGGAGCGGGAAACCUGAAUUUAAGAAAUUGUAAUAAAUUUGGUUUGAUUUGUAAUAAUUUGGAAGAUUAAUAAAAAAUAAUUUGAAAGAAGCAUUCCAAAGCACCAUCUAUGCCUGCCUCCUGAAGUGGUCAGAAUCCAUACUGGGCCCAGCCUCUGGGUAACAAAAUUACUUUUCUAGGAGCGCAGGAGCAAAAACUUUGGCUGCUUAUUCAGGCUGCUGCUUCCUCACCCGUGUAAACACGAGGAACCAACUUCGGCUGCCGGUUUCGCGCAAGAGCCGCCCUCCUGCCGGCAACCAAGUCCGGGCCCCGCCCCCUUAUUGCAUAUUCAUCAUCGUGGAAUUGUCGAGCCAGCCGGAAGGCCCGUUACGCCGACGGGCUAGAGCCAAACUGAAAGGGCUGUCUACUGCAAUGCCUGUUUCAAACACAACGGGACGGUUGAGCUGGUGACCAGGCACCGCUUCGCCGGACGGAAGAAGACCCGUUUUUAAAGCAGGCCGCCCAGCCCUUCGGUAAGGGGUAGUGGGUGUGUAACGCUGCUUGCGCCUUGAAAGGAGGCAGUGGCGCGGGCGGCCCGGCUCUGGUCCUGAGUGGGCAGUUGGAGAGGUGGAGGGGUCCUGCGGGGAGUGACAGACGCAGAGACGGAGCCGAGGGCGUCGGGGAGGGAGGGAGGGAGAGCGGCCCAGCGGCGAGGCAGCGCUAUGGCGAGGAGCGCAGGUAAUGCGGAUGAGGGGAACGGAGAAGGGGCGCCUGAGGGCAUGUCUUCGCGGUAGAGGGGGCAGCUCCUGCCGGGGUGGUUCUGCUCCGCGCGUCAGCUCUGAGGGUGGAACCGUCCCUCGGGGUGGGGGUGGGGAAGUGCCGUUUUUCCGAACCCCAACGAGGAGCCCGCGAGGGGCGGCGAGGAAUCCGCAGCGCCCCCCGCUGAAUGUCUGCCUCCUUUCUGUUCGCUUCUCCCCAUCCCCAGCCUCGUCUGUUGUGCCCCAUGGGGAGCGCCACCCCCUCAAUCCCCCCACUGGUGUUUUUGAACCGAGGCCGCCUCAUUGGGAGCUCCGCCGUGUCCACAGGUGUGGGCCGGACACGGCCCAGGCGCCGAUCCUGCCCCCUCUCCGCCCGCUCCGCGUCCAGUGAAAAUUGACAUGCGGUGUGUCGGGGUUCAGGGGUGGACCAGAUGAAUUGCUCCUUUGCCCUCCCCCCCCCCUUAAAAAGUGAUGAUCGGCUCGUGUCAGGUGUUGUGUGUCAGGAGUUCCAGGAAUUCUAACAUCGUGGACCCUCCAGGUGUCGUUGCCCUGUGGACUCCUGGCCCCUUGGAUGUGCUGAUAGAGCCUGGUGGGAAUUGGGAGUUCAGCAGCAUCUGGAGGGCCACACACAGGUUAGCAACGUCUGGCAUAUCGAAUUCCCGACUGUCCGCUUGGAUUAUUAAGCCCGCUCUCUAGCUGGUGGAGAAUUCGUGGCCUUCCAGGGGUUGUUGGGACUCCCAUCAGCCCGCAGCCAGCGUAGGUGACAAUCAGUGGUGCUGGGAGUUGCAAUAGUAUCUGAAGGGGCUGCAAGACAUUGCUGCUUUCCCAUUCAAAAGAAAUGGCUCAAGUAGCUUGCAUGGGGAGUAAGAUAAACAGCAGCAUGCCAGUAUACUACAGCUGCCUAGAUUUCAUUUAAAACACAAAUUAAAUUGUAACGUCUAAGGUGUUUGUGCAUGUGUAUUUAAAUAUGUGUGUUUUUUUAAAAAAAGGAAUAGACAAAGCUGUGUGUCUGUCAGUGCCUGUUAGCCAAGAUAGUUAAAUGGAACCUUGAUGUACCAGGUGCUGGAGAAGAGCAACAUCUUCAUUUAAUGCCUGUUUGCUGUUUAGAGGCAUCUAGCAGGACAAUGAUUAAAGGAGGAGGGUGGACUGUCACUAGAAGACUAUGGUCUGAUGUUGCCAAGUAGCAGUACUUGCCUAAUCCUAAAAUAUUACUCUCUCAUUAAAUCAGGGGUGGUGAGUCUUUUUUCAGUUGACCAAAUUCCAUUGUGUGUGAUCUGUCAGAAACUAAAUGCCAGUAGUGGGCGGGCCUGAAUGAACAGUGGGUGUGGCACCACUCUUCUCUUUUCCUCUGCCCUGUUUUUUCUCUCUUUUUUGCCAUCCCUCCUCCUCCUCCUCUCCCCAUUUCCCCCUCUCAUGGCCAUGCAUGCAUGGCAUUAGGCCAAGGGCUGCAAGUUCUCCGCCCGCCAGUAGCGGUGCACCUUACUUGGAUGGUGUGGACCAGGCAUAGGCAAACUCGGCCCUCCAGAUGUUUUGGGACUACAGCUCCCAUAAUCCCUGACCACUGGUCCUGUUAGCUAGGGAUGAUGGGAGUUGUAGUCCCAAAACAUCUGGAGGGCCGAGUUUGCCUAUGCCUGGUGUGGACAUAGGGCAGAGUGACAGCUAGUCUGAGCCGCACAGAUAAACUGAUGGGAGCACCAGCAUAGCUUUGUCAAUGCAUCUGUGUAGCCCCAACCUCAUUGCUGUCAUGCCCCACCCUAACACUGUCUAGGUAAACUGCAACAGCACCAGUGCUGAGCUCCAUAGCUCCACCACAUUGGCUGCUGCUGCCCCACCCCCCAUAAAUUAUUGUCCUUAUUCAUAGUAACUUCCUUUCUGAUCACUGUCUAUGUUCUGUACAGGACCCCAUGCACAGUUGGCACCAAAUAUUUAAAAGUAUGAAUACUUCAAAACUAAAUGGAUUGUAGAAAUAGCAGAAUCUGUUUGGUAAAACUUUCCUGUGUUCUGGAGUCAAGGCAAUCCUUGAUUUUGGCAGCCUUUGCCAUAAUGAAGACCUAAUUGAAGAGCUCACAGAACAUUAGAUUUGCUUCUACCUCAUUUUCUGAGUACUUUUUCUUCUCAUCAGAGUGUGUAUGUGGCUCAGUAGGUAUAUAAUGGGUUGGGUAUGAGAAUACGUUUUUAGUGCCCCCACCUGUUCAAAAGCACUAAAGAUCUUAAAAGGAAGAAAUUUUCCUUUAACUGCAAAUUGGCAGCAAACAGCUUUCUGCAACUAGGGUGACAUGUGGCUUUUAGUUCUUUGGCUGGUAAGUCUUAAUGCUUUCUUGGAAACAUAAGAAGCAUGAAGUAACUAUUCUGCUACAUCUUCAUUCCAUAUUGGUUCAUUUUGUGGUACCUGAGUUUUAGCUAGUUAUGUGUGAAACUUCUAUGCAAAGAUGAUGGAUAAACAGCCUGAAGCCUAUACAAGAGUUGCUGUCUAAAAUGUUGCUGCUUGUGAUAACUGGAAUAAAAUUCUAGAGGCCACACAAGACAGUUUAGUUUGAAGUGGUGGGCUUGAACCUGGGAGAUUCAAGUUUGAUUCUCCAUCAUAAACAUCCUUGGUGAUAUUUUCUCAGACUUGGUUCUUUAAAAUGUGAGGUGGACAAGCCUCCCUCUCCUCCUAAGUUGCUGAGGAUGAACAAAGUAAAUACUGUAGUGCACUUCAGUAGCAAUUAUUUAUUAUUAGAGAGUAAAAUAAUAAUAAUCUGGAAUGUCACUGUUUGCUUUACUUCCUUUCUGAGGAGAAAUCUCCAUGUUUGUGCAAUUCCCAUUCAGUUUUUAAAUUACAUUUACUUUGUAUAUUUUCUCUUCCAGUUUCCCUUGCCUCUUUCGCCCUCCCCCGAGUGACCUUCUUCAGUACAGAAGUAUAUCAGCCUGCAAAAAUCUCUUCCUUGGAUGCCAGGUUGAAGUUGACAAUUGUGUAACAGUUGUCUCUCUCCUCCUGAGGUACUCUGAAGCAGCACUUUUGCUGAACCAUGCGCUUAACACAUUCAGUAAAUCAGCCUUUAGCAAUCUGGUGCUCUCCAGAUGUGUGCUAUCCUGGGUGGGACUGAUGAGAGUUGUAGUCCAAAAUAUCUGGAGAGUAUCAGAUUACUGAAGGCUGCAGUACAUUAAAAAAAAUUGUAGUGGUGGUCAAUGUGGUGUCCUCCAGAUGUUAUGGACUACAACUCCCAUCAGUCCCAGAUAGCAUAGCCAAGAGUUAGGGAUUAGAGUUUGUCCACCUCAUCUGGAGGGCACCCAAUUGCCUAUUUUGAUAGCACAGUUAUUUUGCUGGUGAUUGUCACAGAGUGAUCCAGCCAGUAAAUCACACAAUUCAAAUUUGGAGCUAGCUCUGUAUUAGGAAAACAUGAUCUCCACAUGAUCUCUUGGCUAAGUGUCAGGUCUAACGAACACAGCAAUUCAUUCACUGUUUGUCUUACUCCAUUAAAGCAGAUGUUAAGACUGAAAGUCCCUGCCUCCCCAUAGCCAUCUAAGUUUGCUCCUCUUCAGGGUUUUUUCCAAGCAAUUGGAGACUGCACCUGUGGGCAUCCUGUCACUGCUCUGCCCUUUUCAGCCCUCUUCUGGUUCUGGCAGACAGAGCGGGGAAGGGAGCUUUUUGUAGUAGGAGAGGGAGACAACCAUGACUCUUCACCAGCCUGGCUCAUAUCUGCCUCUUGACCUCCCUCCUCCCACUCACCAGCUUUAGCUACUGAUUCUUGACUUCACUCUGCCACAGACUCCCCCAGCUCGCUAAGCCCUGUUACCCAUUCAGCUACUGACACCUUCUGUUCCUAGUCUUCUCCCUCUGACCACUCACAGUUGUCCCACCACCACUCCCAUACUGGUUCCUCCCAUCAAUCCUCUGCAUCUAACUACAAUGCUACCCCCCACAGCCAGCAAGCACACUAAGCAAAUUGGAGGUACAAAUCUCUCUAUUUUCCCUCCACCUGUGCCAGCCCAUUAGCUUACCUUCUUUCAUUUUGACACAGGUAAACUACUUUGCAUUAUGCCACUGUCAGCUGCUACUAUAUAAAUGGGGGAAAUGUGAAGGGAAAAUUCAACUUGCCUAUAAAGCCUUGAAGUCAAUCUUGGUAUAAAGCCCAUAGGAUUCUAAGCAUUUCUCCAUUGUUCCCUUUGAGGUUUAUCUGGUGAAGAAAGUCACUCAAGAUAGCUACUUCACUGUAAUUGCAAAGCAGGUUAAUACAGGUUUUUGUUCUCUUUUAUUCAAAAAGUUUAUAUUGCUGAAUAACGCAAUGCCCUUUUUUUAGAAGGAAUUCUUUACUAACUAGUGAUCCAUCUUUCCUUAUACAGUAGUUCAUAGAAAUUAGAGAACAGUUAUUUGGGUAUCAAAGUUCACAUCUUGCACCCAUAAUUGUUCUUCCUUCUUUUUCUGAAAUCUCGGUCUCUUACUGUGUGGUUGUCACAGUAAAACAGUAUCCUCUAAACUUCUAAGAAUGCAAUUGCUAAAGGGAAAAGAGGAAAACCUUUGAGGCUGAAUAUCUUGUUUUGCUAAUUGAAGUAUAUUGACAUGAAAACCUGUAGAGAGAAUGUAGUAAAGGCUACGGGUAAUCUCAGAGUGACAUGACUCCCAGAAACCUCACCAAAGAGAAUAGGGAAAUGGAAGCAGCAGGGAAAGAGACAUCAUUUAUGAUGAAGCUGAGCAUGCUUUUAUCUACCUUGUCUACUCCCCUGAUACUAUUAAACAUACUUUACUUACAGUCCAGGUGACCUUGGUGGUAGAUUUUAAUAAGUGGCCUCCAGCUACAAUUGCUAAAGUGUUUUUUUAUUUUUUAUUUAUUUUACAAGCUGCAUAAGAACAGCAAGAUUUGUUCAGAUGAUAAUUUUUGGAGCAACAGGGAUUACUUGAGGGCUGUAGAGGCUCUGUCCUUUGCACAUUCCUAGUGGCUGAAUUUUGUUUUGACAGAGUUGUUUCCUGUCAUCAGUUGUAUUUAUUAAUGGUGCAUGAAGGGGAAGAUCCUAAUUUCUUUCAUCAAGCCAGCAGAGAAUAAUUUUAGUUAUCAGCAAAACAGUCAUCUUUUUAUUGUUUCCACAUUAAAGUAUUGAAAGUGCCGAACUGGAUUUGUGUGUGUUUCGGGAGUGAACAGGAUGUCAUUUUUUAGGGCUUUGUUGUAUCUCUUUUCCAGAUAAUCUGGAAUCAACAAGCAUGGUUGGUUUCUCAAUCCUCAAUUUCUCUUUCCUCGUGGAUAUUGAGUGGGGGACUCUGUGAGAGGGCUGCUACAACCUGUUCUAUAUCACUCCCACAUGCUGCUCUCACGUAGUUGGCAUGUAACUGCUUCUAAAUGGUAAGGGGAAUAGAGAGGUGGUUCUGGGGAAUGGUGGGAUAAGCGUUGAGGCAGAAACCUAAAAUUGCCAUUUUCAGUUUCUUGUACUUUGAUGCUAUUGCAGUUGUGGGAGCAUGGACAUCUACUAUCAUAUAUUUUUUUCUCAGUGAUUUGAAUGGAAGGGUUUGAUUAAAAUGCAAGUCAUAGCCCUAAUAUGUGCUGGCCAACAUAGCAUAGGCAAUAUCAGUGACAAUUGGCAAAGGUUAUUGUGGUGGCACCUAGCACCACCAUGAUCUUGGCAUUAGCAGGAGAUGAGGUUGUUCAGUGUAUUUCUUACUUCUCCUACAGCACUUGCACUCUUAACUUUUUUCAUUCUCUUGUUUGCCCUUUGCCCUUAUUCCAUACUGAAAGCUGUAUAGAUCUAAACCUGAAGGUGUGCCUUGUGCCUUUUAUAUAAUCAGCUUUGUAUUAAGUCAGUCCAUUGUUCUGCUUGGUAUCAUCCACUCUGACUAGCAUUGCUUCCCAAGGGUCUCAGGUGGAAGGCCUUCCCCACCCUAUUGUCAAAGAUCCUUUCAUAACACGAGAUGUCUGCAACUGAACAUGGAACUUUUGCAUGCACAGUAUGUGCUGUAUCACUGAGCUGUGGGUCUUCCUUUCUCUAAACACAGCAAUAUAUGGGAGAGUGGUAGACAGUUUUUGGCAAGAUGACUAGAAAUAACUGAUUUAAAGCCUACUGAAAUUAAAAUGUCGUAUGCCAAGGGAAAUAAUACAGCCUGGUCAAGACACUCAAGCCAACAAAAAAUGCAGUAUAGAAAGCAUUUAUUUUAGAUGCUGUAUAAAUCUGUAGUGGAUUAGCCUAUAUCAUAUAUAAACUGCUUCUUAUUUGGGGAGCAGUCAUGUAACGUAUGACACACUCUCAUUCCCACUUCAGCAGUCUCCUGCCUGUCAGACCCUGGAUCUACAGGAACAAGCAGCUGCAUCUCACAAGUAGAAAACUAAUUCAGACUAUGUUCUUAUGAAAAAGAUGUAUCUCAAGACAGCCCUCAAAUCAGAUAUACUUUACACAUAUGAAGAAUGAUAGUACAAAGAGCCAACUCAUGGAGUCCCUGGCAAGAGAGAGAGUACCUGGGAAGACUGGUAUUACAGCUGAGGUUCAUGGGAGUGGAAAAGUCAGACAGUCCAUUAUAACUAGUUCUGCUGCUGGAGGAAAGAAGUAGUUCUACUGAACAUGUGGUUCUAAUAUUAUCAUGCUGUGUAAGAAUGAAGGCAACCCCAGAGGCAUUGGAAUCUCUCUCAUCUGCACCCUAGGGAGACCAUUUGCCAGAAUGAUUUUUGAGGGUACUCCCAGUAACUUUAUGCUUCAGUGCUUUGGUAGGCACAGUCCCACUUCUGUGCAAGCAGAUCAAAAACAAAUAUGAUCUUUUGUCUGCACCAGCUAUGAGAGAAAUGCAGAGAACAAAGUAAGCCACUCUACCUCAGUUCUGUUGAUCUUAGCAAGGUAUUUGAUGUAGUCAGCGGAGUAGGAUUCUACAAGAUCGUCAGAUGUCCUCAAGCUAGUCUUAUCUGAUGUUUCCAUGGCAAUGUGCAUAAUACUGCACAGCUCAACAGAGCCAUGUAUGAUAGCUUUUCAUCUGAGAGUUAAGGGAAACAGCAUUGCAUCCCUUUGCUAGUUCUUUGUCACCUCUCUCUCAGUGCUCCUGGGAGGCACUCUUUGCUGCCACAAAGGAGAAAUUCCUAUUCACAAAGUGUUUUGCUACUUACCUACAAAUAAAUCUUGGGCAGAUUUUGCCAUGUGUAUCUCAUGUUUUGUUAGGGUUAGGGUUAGACUAGCAUUAAGAAAGCCAUUGUCAAGGAGCACUAUAAAAUUUCUCCUGAAGUUGGUAACUUUGCUCUGUUAAAUUCAUGAUGACAACUUUGCACCCAAACAAUAUUUGCACUCAGGCAACUGAACAAUAUUGUUGUUUGUUCUUCUAUCCCGCCCUUUCUCCCAUGGGAACCCAGGCUGGCUAACAACAAGCAUAAAAUACAAACAUGAUAAAGCAAUAAAUAAAACAUAAAAAUCUAUAUCAAGAACUGAAAACAGUACAAGGACAAUAAAACUUUGCUGGGGUAGAGUCUGAUGCAUAAUGUUCCAAGCCCAGACAAAGAAAUAUGUUUUCAGUUGGCACCUGAAUCUUCUAAACAGUUGAAUUUUCCCUGGAUGGGAGUUCCACAAUGCUGCAUGAAACUACUGAGAAAACUGUAUCUUGUGUCACCAUCCAAUUAAACUACCCCAUUUAUUAAACUAUGGCUUAUUAUGGUUAAAGUUUCAUUAAUUGUAGGAUGGGUUGUCAUUCCUUUUUUGUUGCUGACAGUACUGGUGUGUGUGAUGCAUCAAGAAGGCUGUACAAACCUGAUCCUCCAUGUUUUGUUCCCUUCAUUCAUGCCACAUACCUGAUAAAGGAAAAUUGAACCCAUCCCUGGGUGGGGAAAUUUCACUGCCCAGAUUCUACAAAUUUAUGGCUAAAUUCUCUUUAACAUGGGUUUUCCAAAAGACCUUUGCCUUUAUGUUGAGCUGUAAAUCAUUUUUCAGAUAGAAAGAAAACACUUCUUGAUUAGUCUGUGUCAUUUAAAGUUUUUUAUUCCUUCAAACUGAAGUACUUUAGACACAGUCCAUGAUUAUCUUCGUCUAUGUGUCUCCCAGCAAGCAUGUGACAUCAGACAAAUUCUUCACAAUGGAGUAUAUAUAGAAAAUCCACCUGGAUUGAGCCCAGUGUGACCUGAUCUCUCUGUUUUCCAAUGGCUGGCCUUCAGAAAAUAAAGAGUUAUUCUUUUCCUUCCUUUCUUAACAAUUAGCUAUUUGCUGGUAGGGCUACAGUAAGUUUUCCUCUUAGUUGCUCAACAUUCAUAAUGCAAAAUCAUUGUUGUUUCCUCUUGUCUGAAGCUCAAGUGACAGGGUAUGCACUUCUAGGCUUUCCUUUGCAUUUGUCUCUGCAGUGGCCAUAGCCUUAGUAAUACUUGCAUUUGGGGGAGCUGUGUAUUAUUUGAACUGGGCUUUUUCAGUAGUUCUCUUUCCAACUCUUGCUUCUGCCUCCUGUUUGUAGAUGGAGCAAUGACGACUGAGAGCUGCAGCUUAUCUGGAGAAGGCAAGAAGCCUUUGAUGGUUGGGAGGGCAGUGAAAGGUGUCUGAGAGUAGGAAGUUCCUCUGGAUACAAAUGGCCAAGAAUGUAGGGUUCUUAAUCAGGGCUCUACAAAUCUCUGGUUUACCCACUAAACAUAUUUGAUAGGGAAUGUCACUAGUUGAAAGUUCUUCAUAUGCAUUUUCAGCGGUCCCUACAACAGAGUCAGAGAGGUAGUAACAUUGGGCAAGCAACUUGGUGAAUUCAAGACUGAGGGAAGAUUUGAACCAGAUACAGUGGUACUUUGGUGCUCGAACGACUGGGUUCCUGAACAAAUCUGCUCCUGAAUGCUGUAAACCUGGAAGUGGGUGUUUCGGUUUGCGAACGUUUUUCGGAAGCCAAACGUCCACCGCAGCUUCCGCUUUUUCUGAUCGAGUGCAGGAAGCUCUUGCAGCCAAUUGGAAGCCGCGCUUUGCUUUUCGAACUGUUUCAGGAGUCGAACGGACUCCCAGAAUGGAUUAAGUUCAAGAACCAAGGUACCACUGUACCUUGUGCUCUCACACUUGGCCAAUAUAGCAUAACAGUGGUCUCAAAAUAUGAAGAAAAUAAAAUCAAGAAGAACUCUGAAGGUGUGCUGAUCUUUUCAUGUUCCAACUUUAUUGCAGCGUUCGUGUAAGUGAGGGAGAGAGAGGAGUGUGUGUGAAUUAAUUUAGUAGUUGUGUGUGUUCAGAUGCUGUGUUCACAAGUACUGACAACAUGGUAGAAUGAAAUUGACCUUGGUUGCCUAAUGGUUCUCAAACUACAUAGGAACACCUGUGACAAUCACCUGUACAUGAGAUAGAAGGAUGCCACAAUAGAUUCAUGCAUCUUCUGUCUCUUCCCCCAUAGGCUACAAGAAGGAACCACUAGAGCAGGGGUAGGCAACCUAAGGCCCAGUGGCCGGAUGCGGCCCAUUCGCCUUCUCAAUCCGGCCUGUGGACAGUCCAGGAAUCAGAGUAUUUUUACAUGAGUAGAAUGUGUACUUUUAUUUAAAAUGCAUCUCUGGGUUAUUUGUGGGGCAUAGAAAUUUGUUCAUUCCCUCCCCCCCAAAAAAAUAUAGUCCAGCCCACCACAUGGUCUGAGGGAUGGUAGACUGGCCCACGGCUGAAAAAGGUUGCUGACCCCUGCACUAGAGCUUGGGAUUGCAUGGACCCAGGGAAGUGGCAGCUGGGGGAAUGAGGCUUUGGGAUUUGGAGUGUGAAAACUACAGUAGGGUUUGGGGAGCUGGGUUGGAUUACUACACAAUGCAAAUCUAAAACACUUGGAAAAUCCAACUUGCUGACUUGUCCCCUCUUUUUUCCCCUCUCCCCCCACCUUUCUGUUAAGACUUGCUCAUAUAUCACCACACGUUUUUAUGAAGUCAGCCCAUCUGAUUCUGGAAGAGUUGAAUGCGCAGAGGAGACGUUUUACACUGCCGUUUUGGAUUGCUGCCAUCACUGUGACAUCCUGAUCACUAGACACCAUGUACUGCCUCCAGUGGUUACUGCCUGUUCUCCUCAUCCCAAAGCCCCUCAACCCAGCCUUGUGGUUUAGUCACUCAGUGUUCAUGGGCUUCUACCUACUGAGCUUUCUGUUGGAGCGGAAACCUUGCACAAUCUGUGCCUUGGUCUUCUUGGCCGCCUUGUUCCUCAUCUGCUACAGUUGCUGGGGGAAUUGUUUCUUGUAUCACUGCUCUGGCUCCCAGCUGCCGGACUCUGCUCAUGAUCCCAAUGUGGUUGGCACCUAAAACCCUCUACCUGGUUGCAAGCUCCUUAUUUCUUUUUCUUUUAAAAGGACGGUUUUAUGGGAAGGAGGGGUUAUAAGGCAUGUGAUUAGAGUACAAGCAACCUGUUUGUAUGUCUGGAUUAAAGUGUUUCAUUCAUGAUCACCUGCCCGUCCACAAUCUGCCUGUAAAAUUUUACAAAAGCUGUUUAUGGUGAUAACGUUGUUGUCCUGGGGUUGAAACAGAGCAGUUGGUGGGUGGCCUUUUCCCACCCCAUUUUUCCUGCCCUGUAUUACCUGCGUUUGGUCCUUCUAUUUCUGACUUGGUGGUGAAGAGACAUUUUGAGUGUUGCCUGACGCUGGAGUGGUCUCACUCCUUGCCUAGUUGAGGACGCAGCCAUCAGUACUCUGGAACAUGUGUCAUCUGAUCCUGUUGAAAUUGGAAAGCCUCUCCAUUUUGCUUUUGAUAAAGAGCUAGUGUUCCUCAUUCCGAACAUCGGGGGGGGGGGGAGUUUGCAAAUGGCUAAUAAAGUUUAAAAGCUGUUGGAGCCAGGAGGCUGCUGAUUCAUCACAGCAGGCCAAACUGGAAUGUGUGCACUGCCUGAGUCCUUUCCAAAAUACUUAUCUGCAUAGAUCAUAGCUCAAAAAUCCCAGAGUUGUCAUGAUGCCACUUUUACUACACAGGCACUGGAGCCUGCCUCACCACCCCACCCAGCCAAAUAUCCACAGUUUACCAGUGGUCUUGAAUUGAAAAGAAGCAUGCUCUGUUGUAAUGUUUCAGGAUCCCUCUUAUUAUUUUUGCUGUUGACUUUUAAGCUCUCAGUGUUUCUAACCUGAAAAGGCGAACAGCAAGUGCAAGUAGAGAAGCUUGUAUGUGCUAAGCCUGACGAGAGGUAUGGGCUGCUUCUGGAUACUGGAUUGGAGUUGUCACUUGAGUGACUUGCUGCUUUUUUUCUUGCUUUUUUUCCCUUUUGAGGCCAAGAGUAUUAUUACUAUCGCUCAUCACAAGUAAAUGAGCCUGUGCAUGAAUUUAUGGGAGGAAGAAAGCAACUAAUGGUUAAGCUGCAUCUUCAUGUGGUUCUGGGAAACCUUUUUGUGGUGAUGCCUGGAUCGUAGCUUAUCCCCACCCUCAAGCUUUCACUCUCUUGCACAUCAGUAAUUUCCAGAAAAUAAAUAUGUUUCUUCCUUAGGAAACGUUUGUUUCACUGAAGCAUAAGCUAGUCCUUUGGGGGAAGCAGGCAUACACUUUUUGGAUAACAUUUCAAGGUUAUGCUCUUGUUUUGCCACCUGUUUAGCUCUGCACAAUCUUUCCCUGGAAGAGCAUUGCUGAAAAUGCUUUUUCUUUCCAGGGGAGUUGGAAAUGAGAAACCAAUCGUGAAACCUCCACAGAGAUUUUUUUUUUAUUUUUUGUUUGUUCAUUGCACAGCUGUUCAAAAGGUUUAAUAAAGCUUUAUAAACUUUGGUCUGUGGACUAGUGCCAUUUAUGAUGCAGUCACUCUUGUUGGACUAAGGCCUUCGGAUUUGCAGCAUUUUAACUCCUCUUCCCCCUACCUGCUUCUGUUCCCAGGACAAUUUGCUUGGAAGCCAAAGCAAAGAAUAGAGUUCAUCUUGUUUUAUUCACUUUCAUGUGGCAGUUCAGACACUGACCUGCUGACCCUUCUCACAAAGUGUUUUGAUGACCAUUUUUCUGAGUUCAGAAAGCACUAUAUAUAUAUUUUUUGGGGGGGGGGAUAACUUACCACCUAGGCUAUGUCAGUGCUUGAAGAACUAUAAAAUUGGAAUGGAAGUGGGAAACAAUAAGCAAGAAACCGGAGGGGAGGGUACAGUGGAAAGGAUAGUUGGGGAAAGUGGCAGCAGCCAGGCUAGAUGACAACACAGCUUAAAAGAAAGAAAGAGAGAGGACACCAUUUCUGAACUGGCAUGGGAUGAGGUGAUUUGGGGUGAAGAUGAAGCUGCUUUUAGUGCAUUGAACCCCCAAGUAGUCACUGGGUUUUUCCCCCUUAGUAGAAUAACACAGCUAAUGUGCAAGUCUUUGGAACUUGUAUAUAUGGGUAAGUUCUGUGUUUUAAACUACUGUACUCCUGAUUGACUUUCUGAGCUCCUAUAUCUGAUACUGCAAUUCUCUAUACACAAAAGAACUGUGAUCCAGCUGGGAACUGGCAACCCUUUCUAUUACUAUUGUUGGAGCUGCAUUCUUUCUUAGUUGCAAGAGAUGAUUUUACAAGCUAGUGGAGGCGGUGGAGAUCAAAACUGUUUGUUUGAAAUGAUCUAUGGCUUCAACACCAAGCGGCUUUUCUCCCUCUCUGCUCCCCACUUUGCUUGACAUUCAUCCUGAUGAAUGUGUGCUCACUAAUUUGUGACAUUUUGGUUGGCCCUAAUAAAGGAAUUGUCUGACUCUGGAUUUUGGCAUUUUUCUUAUGGAUUUACCCAUCUAACUUUUAUGUUUUGCUUUCUGUGUACGGUUUAUAGUUAUGCUUGGGUUUUUGAUUGCAGCCAUUGCCAAGGUUAGCUUUCACGUUUUGUGUUUCUCUCCCCAUUGCAGUUAUAUUUCCUGGCCAUUGGCAUGGGGCACUCUGGGUUUUUUGUGUUCUCUAUCUGUUGCUUGUUACUAUGUGGAUGCCAUUGGAUCAGUUUGACAUUAUGUACGAUCAAAGCUGGGCUGUGUAAACUUCCUUAUUUUUAACAUUAAAAGCACACACAUGUGGAACCCAAAACACAAUUUGUGUUCCUGAAAUAACAGGGCAGUUUAAACUCGUGUGUGUAACAGAAAAAGUAAGUUUAAUGUAAAUGCCAAAAUCCAGGAAUUGCAAUAAACAAAUAUUUUCAUCAAGCCCCAAACUCGAAGGCUUAGUGGGCAGCAGAAUGGGGAGAAUUAGCUGAUAUGCAAGUGAAAUGUUUGGCAAAAACUCAGAGUGGUAGAGGGAAAGAAAAGAGGAGAGGUGUUAGAAAGUGGCAAUAGGUGGUCAGCCAUGUAAGACUGACAAACAAGCAAUAACAAAAUAGUUUGUAAACUAAGCUAUUAGAGCAAGUAGGUUUUGAGGCCUCAUCUCAAAAAUGAUAUUCUAGAAUUGGAACAGGUUCAGAAAAGCACAACCAAAAUAAUAAAUGGGAUUUGAUUACUAUGAGUAGGAGGUGACAAGAAAGAAAUGUAUACAAUUAUUACAUUGUAUAGGGAUAGGGAAAGGCUUUUCUCCCUCUAACUAGAACUCGUGGACACUUGUGGAAGCUGAAUGCUGGAAUAUUCAGGACAGCGGGGAAAUACUUAUUCAGAUAGUGCAAAAACACUGGGAUUUUGCUCCCACAGGAGGCAGUGAUGGCCACAAACCUGUAUGGCUUUGAAAGAGGAUUAGACAAAUCCAUUGAGGAGAAGACUAUCAGUGGCUGCUAGCCAUGGUGGCUAUAUUGUACUCUUGCCCAUACUGUACUCUUGCAUACGGCCGGAGCAGUAUGCUUCUGAAUACCAGUUUCUGGAAAUCACAGGAGGAGAGAGUAAUGUUGCGCUCAGGUCCUGCUUGUGUGGCCUCUGAGAACAGGAUGCUGGAGCAGAAGGCCACUCACUGGCCUUGAUCCAACAGGGCUAUUCUUAUCUUCUUAAUUGCAACAAGGAAACGAUGAUGGUAAGAUGGGAAAAGAGUCUCCCUACUGCUUAAGGCUUUGCCUAUCUAUCACUCCUGGGCUAUGAGCCUUCUGUUCCAGAUUAUGAAGGUUGAUCAGUUAGGUUAUGAAUUCUCCACCCCGCUAUCCCUCCCUGUCCUAAAAACGGCUAGAUGCACAGACCUUCUUCACAAAAAAUGGUAGUGACCUGAAACUUCUCAGCAUGUGAGGGGGGAAAAUUGAAGAGCAAAAGGCUGUUGCUAUUGUGCAACAGCGGAGCCUGGCCUUGUGCACUUCACUUUCCUUCUUCCUUGCUUUUUCUCCAGCUUGUCACUUUCACUUUGUAUUCGGAAACACUCCGCUUGAUGGCACAAGCUUGCCUGCUGCUCUGCAAUUACACUGACAAGCUAAUGUGCCCUUUGACUCAGCCUGUGGAGGACUCCCGUGAGGGGUGUGACAGGCAGCGAUGCAGCCAAAAGCACAGCAGACACUUCAAGACAGAAUUUUUAAAAGCAUGGGAGGGGGCACAGGAGCACGGAGGCACAACACUUCUGCUCUGCUUCUCUAGUCUCUGUCCUUGAACAUUUCAGUUAAAAUGCAAGGCUUUCAAUGCACCCUUCUGUAGACACUCACUAGGAUCCAAAGAACUGUGAAACCAGUGUCCUAAGAGACUUUGGCUAUUGGUUUUCCCAUACAGGAGCUUUGCACGGAAUGCCAUAAAACAUUUACUGGACUGCAGGGAAUGGGUUUCAAAAGCAGCUUGCAGGAUGGGAGUCAGCUGUUCAAAGAGAAGAAAAAAGGUCAACAUGUUUCAGUAGGUUAGCUUUUUUUUGUUUAAUUCUGGCCCACAUUUUCACAUAUACUCCCUGUCUUUGGCUCUGCAAGAACUAAAUCAUCCUAGGUCCCUUCCAUCCCUAAACCUGCCACUUGUGCCUUCAGCUGCCCCUUAAUUUUAGAAGAAAUGUUGCUGUUUUCACUCCUUCAUAAAGGGAAAGGGAAAGGAACCCCUGACCAUUAGGUCCAGUCAUGGCCGACUCUGGGGUUGCGGCGCUCAUCUCACUUUAUUGGCCUAGGGAGCCGGCGUACAGCUUCCGGGUCAUGUGGCCAGCAUGACUAAGCCAAUUCUGGCGAACAAGAGCAGCGCACGGAAACGCCGUUUACCUUCCCACCGGAGCGGUACCUAUUUAUCUACUUGCACUUUGAUGUGCUUUCGAACUCCUAGGUUGGCAGGAGCAGGGACCGAGCAACGGGAGCUCACCCCAUCGCAGGGAUUUGAACUGCUGACCUUCUGAUCAGCAAGUCCUAGGCUCUGUGGUUUAACCCACAGCGCCACCCGCGUCCCUUUCACUCCUUCAUAGCUGUUUCUUAUUCCUGAGCUGUAAAGGUAGGGAGGCACAAUUUAGGUUUAGGGGUUUCUUGCCAGUCUUCAAGCACCAGUGGUAGCACCAGCUUUCCUCUUGUGUCUCUAGCUCCUAGCCAUGCAAAGUCAGAUUAUUUGUCCAUCUAACUUAGUAUUGUCUACUCUGACUGGCAGCGACUCUGCAUGGUCUUGGGUAGAGCUCUUUCACAGCACUUCUUAUCUGCAUUUGUUAAUCCAUGUUUCUGCAUCCGAUGGGACUGGUGAGGUUUAUUUAGUUUUAUCAUAGGUAAUGAAGGAGUGACCAUUUUAAUAGGGCAGCUCUUUACGAGAUAGACCAUAUAGCUCAGGGAUAGGCUUAGUAUGCAGAAAGUCUUUGGUUGUGUCCCUGACGUCUCCAAUUAAGAAAGAGUGUCUGUGAGUCCUGAACAUCUGCUUGCAAUUGGGAGUACUGAUAGGGUACGCUGUCCUCAAUGGACAAGUAAUUGGACCUGGUAUAAGGCAGCUUCUUAGGUUCCUAUGAGCAGAUGUUCCUGUUCGAUGAUGAGCUGCACAGUGCAUUACUACACAUUAUGCUUACUGCAGGAAAUUCAUGAAGUCUAGAAAUAAAGUGUGUGUGUCUGUCAAACAUCUAUUUGUCAAUACACAUCUGUGAAACCUAAUUGGCUGCUUGCUCUCACAGUGUGUGAAGAAACUAAUGCUGAAGCAAACUGUAUUAGAGGGACAUCUGGUGGCAGAAUAUUGGUAUUACAACAAACCAUAUGGAAGGGAGAAGUAUGCCCCCGGUCUCAUUUAAGUUUCACUUCUCUAGUGAGCUCAAAUCACUUUACAUGUGGAUUCUGGGAGUGGGGGGGGGGCAGUCUUGGAAAACUACAGAGCUAGACUUGUUUGGCUUCAGCAGCAGAGCUGUCUAAUAUUCUUUUGGACCAUUGUGUUCUAUUCCACAGGCUUUAUACGAUUUAACAAAUAUUUUAUCCCUAGCACAGGUCCAUAUGCUGCUUAAGUUAUAUCUCCCCACUGUGAGGCUGGGUAGCUCAGAAGGUAGCACAUGAGACUCUUAAUGCCAAGGUUGUGGGUUUGAGCCCCACGUUGUGUGAAAGAUUGGACUAGAUGUCCCUUGUAGCCUCUUCCAACUCCUCAAUUCUCUGAUUCUAUUAUUUUAGUUGCUGGGGUGCUUAUUUGAAUACUUGAUUUUAUAUCCCUUUUCUGUUAACUUUGCUUUCUUACCAAUGCAAGGGAAUGUAAUGCAACUGUGGACAAGGACAAAUAAAAUCACAGUGACUUCUG
Messenger RNA from Podarcis lilfordi (Lilford's wall lizard), 33266 nucleotides. The record is from the annotation of a GenBank genome assembly. Lineage: Eukaryota; Metazoa; Chordata; Lepidosauria; Squamata; Lacertidae.